AUGUCUACGCCGGUUUCCGCGCCGCCAGAAGCCCAUUUCAACCCACCAAUGCCUAAACCAACUAACCAGGCUACCGAAGAGCCUAUUGUUUCCAGUGGAAGAAAGGUUGGUGCCUUGAGAAAAAUAUUUUUUCAGUGUCCCUCAAUUGUUGUUGCUUUCGUUCUUCUUUUGAUUUUGGCAAGAAUUCCAACAGUUCUAAACUUCACCUCUUCACCAUCGAAAGCUUGCAAUGAACUUCCACAAAUCAUUGAACGUCCAAAAUUCCGGCCAAAAGUUGGCGAUAUAGGUUUCCAGGGUUUUUUCCCACCGAAAGUUUCAACUUGUUCAGGAUUUGGUUUUGCAUGCAACGAUGAUGUUUCAAAAGUUAUUUCAACAUCAAAACGUUGUGAUGGAAAAUAUGAUUGUUCAAAUAAAUCGGAUGAGGAAAACUGCGAGACUUGCCAAACAAUCUUCCAAUGCCCCUCCGAACUAAUUGAAGAAGAUGAGAAUAAAUCUAUGAUUUGCUUGACAGCUUCUCAACUUUGCGAUGGAGUUCAACAUUGUCCAGAUGGUUCAGAUGAAACAUCCUGGUGUAGUGAGUUAUUAUUUUUUUUUAGAAAGUGAAGUAUUUUUUUGUUUUUAGAGUCGAAUUGUUCUGCUGAACAAUUCAAGUGUCCUGGGCAAAAUGUUUGUCUUCCAAAAAGUGCAAAAUGCGAUGGAAUUGCUGAUUGUGAAGAUAAAAGUGAUGAGAAAGAUUGCAUCGAUUGUGAAGCUAAAGCACAUGUGAGUUUUUUUCGAAUUUCGAAAGUAUCGAUUAAUUCUUCAGAAGUGCGGAGAAAUGUGUGUAAAAAUGAGUGAAGUUUGCGACGGAAUUGCGCAAUGCGACGAUGGAAGUGAUGAGAAAGGAUGUGAUUGUGAAUCAUGUUGCGGAUCAGACAAAGCGCUUUGCGACGACGGAACUUGCAUUCUUCGCUAUCAAGUUUGCGACGGAAAACACGAUUGUUCCAACGGAAUGGAUGAAAAGGAUUGCCCAGGAAGAUGUUUGGUCAAGGAAUCUGCAAUGAAGAAGCGAGUAACUUGUUCCGAUGGUCGAGAAUACACCGAAGAAGAAGCAUGUUCGGGAGAAUUUCACAAAUGUUAUUCGAAUUGUCCGGAAAACUGCAAGGCAUUCCAUUGCCCCAUUGAUAAGAAAUGUAUUUCACGCAGUGCAGUAUGCGAUGGUUACGUUGAUUGUGUAGACGGUGCCGAUGAGCGAAAUUGUAGCUGCAACGAGAUCGAGCGAUUCAAAUGCGAUCGAAAAUGUAUUGAUUUUGAGCGAAAAUGCGAUGGUAUUUUGGAUUGUGUCGAUAUGAGCGAUGAAUAUAAUUGCGCAACAUGCGCCAGCGGAGCAUUUACAUGUGCUAUUGAUCAAACAUGCCUUCCAUCUAGUACAAGAUGCGAUGGAGUUGAUAAUUGUUCAGAUGGAAGUGAUGAAAAGGAUUGCUCAUGUGAUGGUAAUUUUUUUUUCUUUAUUUUUUUUCUGAUGAAAAUAAUGGCUCUAUCGCAAUAGGGCCCGUUUUUUUUGAGGAUCCAUUUUUCUAAUUUCAAUUAUUUAUUUUUUUGUAAUUUUUUCAAAUUUUUUUUUAGCCAGUUAGUAUGUUUCCGGGGGGGGGGGGUUUACUAAGCCUAAGCCUAAAAUAAUAGACUCUGGUAACUCUAUUUUCGGCUUUUAAGCUUCAGAAUUAGGCUUAGGCUUAGUAAACCACCCGAAAAUACAAAAUAUCGUCAAAAAAUCAAGAAAAAUACAACAAAACAAUUGAAAAUUAAAAAAAAACACACAUUUUUUCCUUCAAAAAUCAAAAAAAACACGAACCCUUAUUUUUUUUGGGAGCCUUAUAUUGAGAUAGAGCCAAAAAUAAUAUUUACAGAGUGUAUCGGUGCACAUUCGACCACCUAUAUGUGUGAUGGUUCAACGAAAUGCUUGCUCAUCGAUGAAGUUUGCUCGCCAACUUCAAUCUGCCCAAAUGCCACUAGUUCUGAUGAAGCUUAUUGUGCAAUUCAGAUGUUUCGAAUUAAGAAAGGAUUUCCUUGGUGGAGCCAAUCGUGGGAAUUUUGA
This is a messenger RNA of Caenorhabditis angaria, 2074 nucleotides long. Lineage: Eukaryota; Metazoa; Nematoda; Chromadorea; Rhabditida; Rhabditidae. The record is from the annotation of a GenBank genome assembly.